Bombina bombina (fire-bellied toad) is the source of this 5428-nucleotide messenger RNA. RefSeq lists its product as uncharacterized. NCBI's taxonomy places the organism in Eukaryota, Metazoa, Chordata, Amphibia, Anura, Bombinatoridae. The record is from RefSeq and is a predicted model, not a curated record. The transcript is spliced from 9 exons. Bases 179 to 2017 code for a protein of 612 amino acids.
UAGGAGAAUUGAUUGUGGGGAAUUUUUAUGUUUUUAAUUUUGCACCAAACAAAUGGGAAAUGGAGCUCUGAGUAAAAUGUCUUCUCGCAGUCGCACCUGACAUGAAUUUCAUGACCUGAUGAAGUCUCCCGGCUGAUUCAUUUCCAGAUUUCACCAGUAAAUUAAAAGUAACACAAGAAUGGGGCAUUGGAGAAUGGAUGGUUUGAAAUGUUUAUGUUUCUUAUUCUUGCAUCAAACAAGUGUUCGGUUGGCCAUGACUGCUUCGACCUAUAGUGCAUUGGCAGGUUCUGAUGUUCUCCUCUCUUGCACAUUUACUGUGAAUAACCCUCCAAAAUCUUUUCUUGUACAAUGGUACUUUGAAAAUAAAGAGAUUCUGAGUUUUGAUGGUAAAUUGAAGAGCUUCCGUUCACGGGUGUCAUUAAAUGAAGAAGCAGCAAUGGUUGGUGAUGUUUCUCUGAAUGUGUCCAAGGUGACCAUCUCUGAUGGAGGACUCUACAGGUGUUUGAUUGAUAGCUCUGAGAAAAAAGAAACAGAGAUUGUGCUAGAUGUUCAAGCACAGCCAAAGAUCACAAUACCUAACAAAGUCGUCUUUAAGGAUCAGGAAAACAUACUAAACUGCACAGUGACCGGUUUUUACCCACCAGACAUUGAUGUUAUUUGGCUUAUAGAUGGAAAGACUAUGCAGAAUUCACACCUAGGAAUACAGACUCAGAAUCCCGAUGAGACAUACGAUGUGAAUAGCACUGUGACAAUAAUACCUAAAGAGGGGGACAAAAAUAAGACCUUCUCCUGUAUAGUCCACCAUCCAACUCUUCAAAAGCCUAUUCAGGAAGACUUUCAGCUCAUUUACGGAGAUCAAUCAAAAACAAAUUAUUUACCAUUGAUAAUACCAUUGAUAAUAAUUGGUGGUAUAUUUGUUUUUGUGGUACUGGGAGUUGUGAUUGGAGUAUGGUUCAAGAGAACAAAAAACAGAAAAGAUCUGACACAUUUUCAGAUGACAAAUAUAAAACAUCCGGGUAAACUGAUUGAUGACGUAGAGGUCACAUUGAAGUGUACUGCACUGCAAAAUUUGUCUCAAACUGGAUUUGCUUCUCCUGGUAGAGAAGGUUUCUUUAUGACUUGGCUGGAGAAUAAAUCAGACAAUAAAAUGAGGAUUUUAAAUUCAUUAAAUGAAAAAAAAGAAAGGAAAAAACUGCUGAAUUUGUAUACGGUGACGCAACAAAAGGAAAUCCAAAAUGCAGCUCUGGUAAUAAAUACCAACCUAACAUUUACGCCUCGUGUAAUAACACACAAAGAUGUGAACCUUAUCUGCAGAACUAAAUGUGGUAACACAUUGAAAAGUGAACAAUAUUCCUGCUCCGAAAAUAUAUGUGCUAUACCUCAGUUUUCUGAACCUAUAAAAACAACACUUUGUGACUGGGGAGAUAUUCAAUUUACAUUAAAACUGGAAAGGUUUUAUCCCAAAGAUAUCCAAAUCAAAUGGAGAUGCUCUGAUCUCUACAAGACAGUAAAUCAUACACAGACAUUCAAUGAAGAUCCUUCAGAUUUCACCUUUUCCGUUCAAAGUGACUGUAAAAUUCCUGGGCAAUAUCUAAAAAAUCCAAACUGUAAAGUUUUUGUAACUUGGGAACACAAAUCUAUGGACAAUCCUGAAUCCAAAGAACUGGCUACUACAGAUAUUACUUGGAAACCUCAAAUAAUUGGAUUUUCUACUCACAAGCUGCCAGAUACCAACCAAGUAUCGGUGAAAUGUCAAAUCAUAAACUUUUUCCCUGAUGCACUAAAAGUGACCUGGUUCAGCAAAGGCAAAGGAAGCCAGGAACUUUCAGAUGGGGAUUCCUAUAAGAUCCCUAAUAUCACAGUAGAGAAGCAAUCGGAUAACACAUACAACUGUACAGCAUCUUUGGUUUUCACUCCGAACUCAGAACAGAAUGAAGAAUUCUUCUGCCAAUUGGAACAUCCAACUCUGAAACAGCCAAUAAAACAAUGCUCGGGACCACUAAAUAUAACAGGUUAAUUAAAAAAAAAACAAGUUUGGUAUAGUGUAAUUAUAAUAGAAAGGUAUCAAAUUAAGUUUACACAGUAGAGAAUGGGUUUACUUCUAAUAUUGCGGCCACACUGUGACCAACCUGUUAUUGAAGGGAAAGGAAGUUAAAAUUUAAAUAAAAUCAUUUCGUUAACUUAAUUCUUUAUUUUAGUCUGCAGAGGCUUAGAUACAAGGUAAUCACAGAGGUAAAAAGUGUAUUAAUAUAAUAGUGUUGGUUAUGCAAAACUGGGGAAAGGGUAAUAAAGGGAUUAUCUAUCGUCCAGAUUACGAGUUUUAAGGUAAGAGCGGCUCAGUACUAACUUGCAAGUUAUUUCCACCGCUCAACUUUAAUAGCGCUGCAAUUAUAGGUUUUCAUAAACCCGGCCUUAGCAGGCAAUAUUGCAGCAUUGAGCAAAGUUGAGCUCCAUACCGCACUCAAAUACCAGCGCUGCUUUGAGCUGGUUUUACGUGCUUGUGCACGAUUUCCCCAUAGACAUCAAUGGGGAGAGCCGGCUAAAAAAAAAGCCUAACACCUGCAAUAAAGGAGCGUAAAGCUCCGUAACUCAUCCCCAUUGAUUCCUAUGGGGGAAAAAAAUUAUGUUUACACCUAACACCCUAACAUAAACUCCGAGUCUAAACACCCCUAAUCUGCUGCCCCCGACAUCGCCGACACCUACAUUACACUUAUUAACCCCUAAUCUGCUGCCCCGACACCACCGCCAUCUACAUUAUACUUAUUAACCCCUAAUCUGCUGCCCCAAUGUCGUCGCUACCUACCUACAUUUGUUAACCCCUAAUCUGAUGUUAUUAACCCCUAAACCUAACCGUAAGUUUAACCCAGGCACCCCUAACUUUAAUAUAAUUAAAAUAAAUCUAAUUAAAUAUUACUAUCAUUAACUAAAAUCAGCUCUUUUACCUGUAAAAAAAAUGCAAACAAGCCCCAACAGUAAAACCCACCACCCACACAACCAAACCCCCCCGAAUAAAAUCUAAAAAAAAAACUAAGCUCCCCAUUGCCCUGAAAAGGGCAUUUGGAUGGGCAUUGCCCUUAAAAUGGCAUUUAGCUCUUUUUCUGCCCAAACCCUAAUCUAAAAAUAAAACCCACCCAAUAAACCCUUAAAAAAAACUAACACUAACCCCCGAAGAUCCACUUACAGUUUUUAAAGACUGGACAUGUAUCCUCAACGAAGCCGGCAGAAGUCUUCAUCCAAGCUGGCUGAAGUCUUCAUCCAGACAGCAUCUUCUAUCUUCAUCCAUCCAGCGCGGAGCAGCUCCAUCUUCAAGACAUCCAGCGCGGAGCAUCCUCUUCUUUCCACGGCUAACGAAGAAUGAAGGUUCCUUUAAGGGACAUCAUCCAAGAUGGUGUCCCUUGAAUUCCGAUUGGCUGAUAGAAUUCUAUCAGCCAAUCAGAAUUAAAGGUGAAAAAAUCCUAUUUCUCCCUGAGAGAGAAACGCGUUGAUGUGAAGUUGCAACUUAUAAGACAGAAUUUAUCUAUGUAGUUUGAGCUACACUGUUUAUACCACUUUGCUGGAACGGUGGUGCUUGUAAGAUCUUGUUGGAAGGAUUUGUGGAAUACCUAACAAGUUAGCACUACUGAUCAAUGCACCAGAAUCCACUUGCACUCUAAAGACCGCUGACCCAUUUUGCAGCGGGGCCGCUUUGAACUAAGACUGAUAUCUGUGCCAUCCACACACCUCCUCCUCAACAAGUACCCUGCGUGCUAUUAGGCAUUUGAGAGCGGUUACUUUGUUGUGUGGAAUUCUGCAUCUACAUUCCUUUUUUCCGGAGGACCGAAAGAGACCAAUAGGAUUGCCUCUUUGGGACAGCGCCCAUAAAAUUGACGUCAUCCGGCCACAUCUGUAAGCUUUUGACGGAGGCAUCUGAGUUACACACUGUCCGCGGUUAAGACUGUUACCAGGAGUUUACGAGAUAAUACCAGUACCUAUCCGGAUUUGCUUAUUUGCACAUACUCAAGUUUCUGACUGUUUUAAACUUUUAUGUGGUGGCAACCUUUCACCCCCUUUUUUAUAAAUGGAGACGUCCGUUUUUAGCAUAUAUUAUUAGGUUCUGAAACACAGUUUGUUUUUUCAUAUAUUGCAUCAUUAUUAAUAAAUUGUAGCAUAGCCAUUUAUUUUACACUUUUGUCUUUUUGUAUUUAUAAAUUUUAGUUUGUAAAUCCACCUUUAGCUAUAGCGCUCCUGCUUUCUUUUUAUGUAUAUAUCUUCUAUUGCUAACCUAUGUAAGGGACUCUUAGGUUUAACAGGAGUUUGGUGGCUACACCCUGCGCUCACUUAUUUUUUCCUUUUGGUUUAAAAGGCAUUGACAACUUUCAGCUUAAAGGCAUUGACAACUUUCAGCUUGCUGUAUCCUAUCAUUAAUAAAUCCAGCUCCUAUACAAGCUGUUAAAGGUCAGAAUACCCUUUACAACUAGUAUCACAAAUGUAAAACACACAUUCAAUAGAAUUUUAUAUGAAUCAUUAAAAUAUAUGUUGACAUUUAUAGCUCAUUUGGGGUUUACUCAGAAAUAAAAAUUAUUGGAUUACAGCAUUGUAUGUCUUACAUGCAGGGAAAGCAACAAUGAUAUAAAUGAUGUUCAAAUCAUUUGAAAAUAUGUCUCUGCACCAUAGAUGCAGUGAUUCAUCUCACAGCAGGGUUAUAUAUCAAAGUCUGCUGUCAAUACUAAAGCAUAUUUAUUUGCUGUGAACAGACCAGUGGUAAACAAAGCUAUAUAUAACUUAGGAGCCCAGGUAGAUUGUUGCUGCUAUGGCGACAAGACCAGCAUAUAAAUAUGCAGUACCAAAAAAAUAUAUAUAGAUACAACAAACCAGAAAGAAAUCAUAAACAUUACAGCACCCUGACAUCUGGUUCAGGUUUUAAAAAUGUUUCCUCUUUUGUCAUUCAAAUAUUGUGAAACUUUAUUCUAAUUUUAAAAAAACAAACCUGUCAAUAAUGUCUGCCUAUUUUGUAUUUUUUUUUAUUUUUUUAUUUAUUCAUUUUUAUUGUCAUUAUUUAGCAGCAUGCUACAAAAGGAUGUCAUUGUUGAUACAAAAGUUUAAACAGAAACAAAAGAGGGAGAAACCAUCAGUCUCCAAAAGAAAGGAGAACAAACUCCCGUAUAGUAAAAUGAAAUAGUAGAGCUAGACUGUCCGUGAUUAGUCCAUUUGAAAACAGUAGCCCCACUCCAUAUAAAUGCAUGGUGAUUGACAAUGGCACCAGUGUACAAAACAUAACUCAAACAACAACAAAACUAUGCCGAAAUUUCUUAAUUUAAGAUCACUUUGUAUAUAUUCUACACAUCUAGUGGUAUCCCUCGACUUUGUAUUUAAAGUGUAUGUAAAGUCACGCUUUAUGUAUUUUCUUAAUGUCUUUAUCUCUAAAAAUAAAGGUUAGUUUCAUUCAUCA